UGAUAACCACUCGGCUCUUUACGUGAAUCCGAUGAAACACGAGGUGUACGUUCGUCUGCUUUACCGUAACUGUUCGGAAGCCAAACCAUUGGUUCCAACCGUCCAUCAUCCGCCCGGGGGAAGAGAGGCGGGGACGAGAUGUUGAGUGACGGCCGCGGAUCUGUUGGCACUUUGGAGCUGAGACAGCCUCUGGGACUCACACGGGCCUGCCUAUUUUACAUUCACACUGAAUAAAGAUAUCAGAUGAAAGAAGAGGACCGCCUGAUAAUUUCUUUUGUCAGCGCGGGAUGUUGCGUGCCGAGUGCGGACUGCGUGACAGGACGACACGGUGUCGAGCGGACGUUUUCACAGGUUGAUGAUCCGUAUUUGGCACCGAGAAGGGAAAGCAGCAAAAGUAAAUACAUUGUUUAGUCUCUGAAGGCUCUUCCUAGAAACACAGGCUUACAUUUAAAUGAGAAAUAGGCGGCGCCUGCUAUUUCCUGGAAAAAUACAGAUCUCUGACCAGAAUGAUGCGUUUAACGUGUGCAGGUUGGGGUUUAUUCGCUAAAGUUGACGGCCAGACUUGGGCUGCUACAAGAAGCGUGUAGGAGGCUUGUCUGUUAAUAAAGGAGCGUGUGUGCUGCACAUUUUUAUAGAUAGCCAAUCAAAUCUGUUAUUCAAAUUGUCCUCUUAUGUCAGUGACCUAUAUCUCAUGCAUGUACGCCUAGAGUUCACAGUAACGUCUCCGUCAGAGCAGACAGCAUGGGGAUCAACGGGUUAGACAGUCAAGCGCAGCCGUCCAGCGGACUUUCCCGGACGGAGCAGCCAGCUGCAGAUCCUCAGAUAGAGCAAAGAGAUGCUCCCCAAGAAGAAGACAAGACAAAGGAUGAUCAGGCGGCUGGCAGCGAGAGUAAAAUAGUGCAGGACAGCGCCGUGCAGAUGGUCGAGGCCGGCAGCAAAGCGCACCUCUCCCCGGCUUCUGAAUCCGAGGCGGGGGUUCAGGUGGAGACGCACGGCCACGGAGGCGGAUUCAUCCCGCCAGAAGGAGGUUACGGCUGGCUGGUGGUUUUCGCAGCCACCUGGUGCAAUGGGUCGAUCUUCGGGAUUCAAAACUCUUUCGGCAUCCUGCAUUUGAUGCUGGUCAAGGAGUAUGAAAACCCGGACGACAAGACCACUCAGUUCAAAGUGGCCUGGGUCGGGGCCCUCGCCAUGGGCAUGAUCUUCUUCUGUUCACCUGUGGUCAGCAUGUUCACAGACCGCUUCGGCUGCAGGAAGACGGCUGUCAGCGGGGCAGUGGUGGCUUUUAUAGGGCUGCUCAGUUCAUCCUUUGCAAACUCUUUGAGCCUUCGCUAUUUCACAUAUGGCAUACUGUUUGGCUGCGGUUGCUCCUUCGCCUUCCAGCCUUCGUUGGUCAUCCUCGGUCACUACUUCCGCCAGCGCCUGGGCCUAGCCAAUGGUGUGGUGACGGCCGGUGCCAGCCUCUUUUCCAUCGGCCUCCCAGUUUUCCUCAAGAAGGUGGUGGAGCCUCUGGGCCUCAGCAGGACCUUUCAGAUCCUCAGCCUCUUCAUGCUGGUCCAGAGUCUGCUGGCACUGCUGUUCAAACCUUUACUGCCUGCUGGAGGAGGCAUGGGACCCCCAGGUAUGGGUCCUGACCCUGGCAAUCCCCAAACCCAGCCAGGGGCCACUGAUCAGGGGGGCAGCAGGUGGAGCAGGGCCCUGGGUGGGGUCAGGAAGUACUUCAAUCUGCGUGUUUUUCACAUCGUGACAUACCGGGUGUGGGCGUUUGGAGUAGCCACAGCUACACUGGGCUACUUUGUGCCAUAUGUCCAUCUGAUUAACUUUGUGAAGGAGCAGUUCAAGGACACCCAGAAGGAAUGGGUGCUCCUUGUUUGCAUAGGAGCCUCAUCUGGCGUGGGACGCCUUGCUUUUGGCAAGAUCGGUGACCUCAUUCCCGGUCUUCAAAAGAUCUACAUGCAGGUGGUGUCCUUCGUGACUCUGGGCCUGAUGUCCAUAAUGAUUCCUCAGUGCACGGUGUUCGAGGGGCUGGUGGUCGUGUGCGUGUGCGUGGGACUGUGCGAUGGCUGCUUCCUCACCGUGAUGGCCCCCAUAGCGUUCGAGCUGGUCGGACCCAUGCAAGCCUCGCAGGCCAUUGGCUACCUUCUAGGCCUUAUGGCUCUUCCCAUGACAGCGGGUCCACCUAUUGCUGGUCUCCUACAUGACUACUUUGGAAACUACAUGGUGGCCUUUUCCUUAGCUGGGGUGCCUCCUAUGGUGGGGGGCGUGGUGCUGUUCUUUGUGCCCCUGAUACACCGCAGGCUCCAGCAAGGAAAUGCCACGGCAUCACCAGAGGAGAUCUCCACAACCACCCACAUGCUGCCUUCUGGCCAACCAGCAGGCGAGCCCAAGAGCUGCUCCAACGGAGACAUCCUUCCUGGCUACACUGACGUAGAGACGCACAUCUAAGUUGCACUCUACAAAGGGAUUCAGCCCACCAGCACCUUUUUCUCAUCCUUAGAUUGCCCUCCUGCCAAAAAGAUCUCUCAACCAUGGACUUCCUGUUACCUUUAACCCUCUCACCUUCCUGGACUUUCAUUGGCGGUUAUUUUCAUGUGGAGGAAAAAUCUUCUUCGCAGAUGAAAGGUGCACUUCGGCAUAGGAUGAUGGACAUGUGUAAGGAGGAUAAGCACAACACAGUCUCCGCUAGGAUUGUUUCAUUCCGUGGGGACUCUGUAGUAACACAUCCCUCUAAGAGGAAAGAAAUGAAGAGAUUUUAGCUGGCAGUUCCCGAUUUCACAGCCUUUAUCUCGCUAGCUUGGCUUUUUGAAGAUGUGAAAAAUACUAUGCUUUAUUUUUAGAUUGCAUAUUAACAGAGAGGCAUAUAUAAAGUAAGAAUUAAUGAAGGGAUAGGUUCAGACUUUGUAGAUGUAGUACCUCAUUGCAUCUAGUUUUUUAACACAAUGAGUUUAAGUUUAGUUUUUGUAACUUUUGUAACGUCACCUUUACAGGUUUUCUUUUUUCUGUUCUGUUUACUGCUGUGACAGAGAAACACACACAUCCGUGGUAAAUGUCACAGGAGGUGACAGACAGUUCAGCCACCAGAAACAAUCACCUCAAAUCACAACGCACACUGAACUCACACCCAGGGUCCAAAAAACUUCAGCAACAUGACUUCAACUUCUCUACCAGUCUGCCUGCAUGGGAGACAGACGUGUGAUUGUAGCAGGUGCUGAUUUCACUCAUUUGUAUGCCAUGAACCGUGUAUUGUUACGUUUAGUUUUUUUUUUUUUCACAGUUUUAAUACAAGUCAACGUCUUUGCGAGCUAACGUAUGCAGUCAAAGCCAGUAGGGGUGAAGGGUGGUGCCUGAAUUUAUAGAACUUAACACUACAGUCGAUACAAAAGCUUCUCAUGAGUCUGUACAGCCUUAAAUUUCAGCUUUUGUCUUUUUCAGUCAUUGAAAUCCACAGCUCUUAUCAGCCUUUCAAAGUUUUACCAGGGUGCUAGACAAAUCUGCACAAACUGUGUUUGUUACAGCUUUGUAACAAUAAUUCAGAAUAGUUUCUGAUAGUUCACUGAUUUCAGUUUCAGUGUGCACACUGUAUACUUGUUUAGGUGGAAAGAGUCGGACUCAUGCAGUUCUAAAGGGAGACUGACAGCUGGUGAUAGCAUCAGGUUUCGUCAUCUUGCAUUUUGUUCUGUGCACUGCACUUAUGUUUUUGAUAGCAGGGGCAGUUACUUAAUAUGAAACUGCUACGUUGAGAGGGGACUACUGAUAUUGAAACUGCCAAAUGGCCUGAGCCCUCAUCAGACCAUCUCACAGAUGAUCCAAUUAAAUUGCUGCUUUUGUUUAGCUCCGUGUCAUGAGAGCGUCACUCACUGUGUUCCCUCAAGAGGACAGCUUGCAGUUGCUAUGUUUCAUGAACAUUUUGGACCACUUACCUCUGUGCUUGUAGAUUACAAGUUGUCUUGAACAAUGAACUUAAAUGAACAGAUGUGAAGUACAGCUGCAAUAAUUCACUGUUUAAGUUACACUCUGGUUGUAUACAUGACUGAGAAACAGAGAGGGUAAUUGGUACACGGUAAGGAAGACAGUGCUCUCGUGGUCAGGUUGUGUUCCUUUCUGUCCAACCCCCUCUUUGCUUUAAAUGUCAAUUUUCAGUCUGUUUCUGUGUUACAACGUUUUCAAGCCUGAAAGCUGCACAGACCUCACUGCUGAGUGUAGUUUUUUUGGAGGGGAGGUAGGGUGAUGCUAUAGGACAAACAGUUCUGAAUAGGAAAUAUACACAUAUACCUCACUAAUCAAACAAUACCCAGAAAUCCAGUGGAUCCUGUUCACGUUCAUCAUUACCUUAUAGUGUCUCUGUUCUCUGUACUGGAACCGUUUUCAGAACCGCAAAGCUGCCAAACAACUGUCUUCAAUCAACCUUCCAUCCUCCAAAACAUAAUUAAGGUCUUUUUAGGCACCAUAAAACUAUGGAAAUGUCAAACUUCUAUUCCCUGUAAUUUAACAGCUGAUUUAUCCUUCCUCCUUAUUUUGCCUUCAUAUACAUUUGUUUUUAAUCUUUACCGUUCUGCUCCCUCUUACCUCCACCUACACACUAUCUCUCUUUAUCACAGCCUUGUUUCUCUGUUUGUAAUUGAAGAAUGCAGUUGUAUGCUGAAUAUUUUUAACUAAAGACAAAAGAGACAUUAAACUAUAAGCAGUGGAGAGCCAUAUAAUGGUUAAAUCAUAUUGUAAAGCAAAAAGAUAGGCCUCUAGUUUGACUGAGGUCGUGUUACAUUUUGGGCCGAGUGAAUUUUGUCACGUACCAGCCAUGUAAGCUAACUAGCUAACUUUGAGUUCAAUUUCGAAAUUCAUUCAUUAACAUCCAAAGGAAACAAAACCACAAGCACCUGAACGUGGAGCUCCCUCACAGUAAUUUGACUGGAAACAGCUUUAUCUUAAAAAAAAUCAAGGAAACAUCUCUUCAUCACUUUCAAAGUGCCUAAUUGUUCAGUGAUGGCUUUCAGAAGUGUUUCAUUUAAACGAAUCAAUGCCCUCUUGACUAUUAUUAACUAAGAUUUACUGUGAAAUUUGUUUAUUUUUUUGUGUGUGUUAUGAAGGCUGCAGAAAAGAUGUAAUUCAAGUUGCACUAGUGGUGAGUGUUAUGUAUCAUGUAACUGAAGUCCCACAAUUUGAAUAAAAACUACUACAGAGGACUUAAACUCUGACAACCAUAUUGGAGCCUCAGCCUUUUGGUUAACAAUGGCUGCAAAAGGCUGAUUGUGCUUCUACGCACAAUAUAAACAUAUUUGUCUCAAAAAUUUUAUUUGAGUUGUUUAGUCUUUGUGAGUGUGUGGGUUUUUAUUUUUGUUUUGUUUUUGUUUUUUUGUUUUGUUUUGUUUUUUUUGGGUGGGUGGGUGGUUACUGUGGGUUAAUGUGAACUCUGUUAAUUUUUGAAGAAGCAACGCAGAGUAAAAAAACAAGACGUGAGUUACGGCGUUUUGAAAAUGUAUCCACCUUAAAGUUACUGAACAGCUUUGGUACACCAGAACCAGAUUUGAGUUGCUAGAUUCGAGACAUAAGAGCCAAGCUUGUAUAGUGAGUUUUUCCGGAUCAUUAUUAAUUAUUAGAUAAUUAUUUUUCUUUUUUGUAGUCAGUAUGGUUACAUGUAUUGUCAAUCCUGGAUCUGUCCUAACAGCCUCCUUGCUUGAUUUCACCCGACUCUGACUUACUUGGUGUCUGCUCAGAAGCACUUGAGUGCUCCUUUUUAAUUAGAACACUUAUGUAUCAGCACAUGUACUUUAUAUACUUUGUAAUGGUUUUUGAUUAACCAUUGUUGUGUUAGUUUGUUUUUGAUAAUUAUUUUUUUGUUUGUUGGUGUCUUUGGUGAUACAUUUAAAUGACUACUGGAAAAAGACAGAAGUGUCGAGUUGCUGUAUCUGUUCAGAUUUGAAAUAAUAUAUCGAAGUGAAGGAGCUGAAUGAAUGAACAAUGACACAGUACAGCUGGAUGGUUGCGUGAUGUGAACCAGUGUUUAGCUUGACAAAGUCUCUUUCGUCUAUGCAGCAUCGCUGGGCUCAUGGUCCACUCCCUCUGCCCAUUUCGCCCUCCAUACACAUCAGUCUCUAUGGGAUGGUGUUUACUUGGAUUCCCAAGUUUGUCAAGCAUUUGUCUCCUGUAGCACCCAGAGCUGUAGCCUACACCAGUUUGUGGACCAGCUAAACCCACAGUAGAGCCCUUUUUCUAAGUCAAAAAACCACAUGUUUUACUGGGUUUAGCCACUUCGCCUGACAGUCAAAACGGUGAUAACUUAACAUUUCUUUCCUGUGCUUGCUUUUCUUUCUCUACUCGUGCUAUCCUGGGGCACAUGUUAUUCAGGUAAGAGUUACAGAGUGGCACAUGUGGCACAUAAGUAAGAACAGGCUGAUAUCAAACUGCCUAACACGUGACAAAGUGAAGCUGGCUAGGCUCUAUUUGAUUUCUGGGUUGUGAAAUUCUUCUAAAGUUAGUGCAACGCAGGUCAUAAGAACAAAAAUCAUGUUUAUGUUGCAUGAAUUGCCAACUAAUGGGUCAUAUUCACUUGUUUACUCAGUUUUUAUUCAUCGCUGUCUUCAUUUCAUUUAGCAUUUGGCUGAAUUAACUGCUGGUUUCUAUCGGCCAGUUGGCAAGAGAACAGAACCUGGCCUCUCGGUCCAACAUCAUUAGACGUUUACCUCUCGCAGAACCCCCCCCCCCCCCCCCCCACCCCCCACCCCCCCACCUGACUUGAAGUCCAUCCAAACUAUUGCAACAUGGAGGCUUGUUAUUCAGCUCUGCAAAUGUGCCAUUUCUCUGCUCCUCUGACCUCAAUCUCUGCUUACUGUUUAACUGCUUUUCCUCAGUCCGAAACCAUACAAACAACAUGAAAAACUGGAUAGCUGAAGCUCUUGUACCAUUUUCAUCAAGAAUACGUUUUCACAGUUUAUUUUGUAUUUUCGUUUUUAGUCACACCUGAAUAAUGUGUAAACCUUUAUAUGCUCCUUAUGUUGUCAGACCCCUGUGUUAUUCAUGACUAUUUCUCAUUAUCUUGACUGUAAGCAUUGUGUUUUGACAGCUAUAAAUACUUUUUCUGGUGAUAUAUUCUCAUUCUGUAUGGUUCCCAGGGCAACACUUGGGCCAGGCCUUUCCACAGCCUUACAUGUUGAAAUAUGAAUAAUAUUUCAGUGCAGGGCUCUGCUAAACAUUCCUUCAUUAACAAACAAAAGGUUGCUGCAGUUAAACCUCUAUUGCCUGUCCUCUUCUUAAAGCUGUCAGCCUCUGUCCUCCCUAUAUAAGCUAUACCUUGUUUCAUAUAAAAACACAUUUCCGCUUUCGUCAUUUUACAAAAUUUUCAUUUUCUAAGUCCAGUGAUGCCGCAAGAUCUGAAAUUAAGUCACGCUGCUAGAGAAAAUAAUAGAAUUUUUGUGUAUUUGUCAAAGUAAUUUUAAAUCUGUAUCAGAAGAGGCACAUUUUUUUUUUUUUUAUUAAACCAACAAUAAAGAUGUAAUAUGAAAACUA
Scatophagus argus is the source of this 7497-nucleotide messenger RNA. It is a transcript of the gene slc16a2, whose product is annotated as solute carrier family 16 member 2. Gene Ontology annotation, biological process: transmembrane transport. The record is from RefSeq and is a predicted model, not a curated record. Gene Ontology annotation, molecular function: monocarboxylic acid transmembrane transporter activity; thyroid hormone transmembrane transporter activity. The transcript is spliced from 7 exons. Lineage: Eukaryota; Metazoa; Chordata; Actinopteri; Scatophagidae. The coding region runs from base 742 to 2442 and encodes 566 amino acids.